UCAUAUCAAAGGCGGAAGUGGUUGUGCAGCUGCUGUGCACCGUUAGUUUAGUUAUGUUGUACUGGAUUGUUAGAUUUUACGGAUUUUAAAGUAUAUUAUUAAUGUUUUUAUGAGGUGUUUGUUAACAGAAGAGGCUGUUUUAACUGUGGUAAGUUUUCUCGGAGGCGGAAGACCAUUGAGUGGCGAAUCAACGACGCUGUGGCUGUAAACGUCCGCAUGGAGAGUGAGGCAGGCAUGGAGAACCGAACACCGCUGGGCACGCUGACUCCCUCGCAACAGAACGGCGAAAACGGGGCUCUGGAUUUCUCCAAGCUCACGCCGUCUCAGUUCGGCAUUACCCCGAACAGUUUCACAGCUUUCCCCAAAGACAAAGAUAAAUCCAGAGUGGCACAGCUGAAGGCGAGGAGGAGAUCCACAAUCGGCGUGAGAGGAUCCCCUGAAACCAAUUCUCUUAUCUGCUUCAGAGCCAAGCAGGCCAUGAAGACGCCUCCUCGCACCCCUCCGCACUUGUUGGAGAGUCCGCUGUUUUCGGGCCGCGACUCCAUAAAGCAGAAGAUGGCUGCUUUCCAGCGUCUGAUGGGAACGGACGAGGAGAAUACGGGACGCUCUGCCUCGCUGAUGAAGGAGGGGAAGGAGGAAGAGGAGGAGGAGGGAGCGAGACACACCCAGUCUGAUGCCGAUGGCGGUUCGGAGGAGAGAGAGAACCGGCUCGCUCCUGUAACCCCUCCUCAGCCGAAGAGACGCCGCAGGGGAACGCCUCACCGCGGUUUGUGGGAGGAGCAGAUCGAGGAGGAGGAGCCGCUUUCCGAGCUCACGCACACUCCCAAACACGAGCAGCAGGUGGAGUUCAAAAGCCCGAAGAUGGCACCGAGUCUGGGUUUGGGUUUGAGUUUGGGUUUGGACUCGCAGUCUCAGCUCAUGUCUUUACCCAUGCUGUCAAAGCCCGAGCUGAUCAAAACAGGUGACGUCGAGGUCUCAUCCGUGUCCAAAAGGAAGCGCGUUCGUUUCGGCGCUCCCCUGUCCCCCGAGUUCUUCGAUAAAACUCUCCCCCCGAGUACCCCGCUUCAGAAAGGUGCCACGCCCUCACGCCCACCAUCAUCCACAGGGCGCAAACACUCCCUCCUUAAAACGCCGCAGAGGUUCGAGCCGCCUCUGCCUCAGCCCGAUUUCAGCAGCCCUGUAAGAAGCGCAGCAUCGCCGGUCCUGACUACACACACCUACAGCGACGGAGGACUGGACAGCGAUGAGGUGUUUCUGGACAAUCAAAAGAUCUCCUUCCCCAACAUGGACGAGGAGUUUGAUAAUCCACCUGUAGACAGUAAAGCUUCAGCUGAAAUCAGCGAGCUCACAGCGCAUCACGAGCCACUCGCUAAAGACGCCGAAAUCACGGACACUGCUUUUGAAGAAGAAGAAGAAGAAACCCGGCUUUCCUUCGCUGCUACUCCCGAUCCUCCAGCACAUCCUCCAACAGCAGAACCGGAGCUCAACACUGAACAAGGAGACCGGCUUCGGCCGCUGAAGACUGCCGAGUCCUCCGCUGAAGCUCCUCGCUCUCGUGGGAGAAAGAGGAAGCAACCAGCAGAGAGCGAGACCACGGAGACCAGAAGGAGCUCUCGCUCCGCCGCCGUGUCCGCCAAGGGCAAGCUGAAGACCUCAUCAGCGAAGAAGCGAUUUGGGACUAAGGAGGUGGACCGCUCGCUCUACGGCAAGAGAGACUACGCCUCCAAAAACCCUCUUCUCAGCCCCAUCAUCGAGUCAGCGGCCUCCAGCCUGAGCAGCACCCCGACACAACCACGUACAGGUGAGAAUCCUGACUCUAGUCCUGCUCCAGCUCCCAGCACUAAACAGAGUAAAACAGCAUCAUCUGGCACUACGGCUGAUCUGGUGGCAGCAGCUGCACUGUGGCGCAGUCGCUUCUUACAUCAAGCCAAAAACAGCGACUCGGACAGUAACCUGACCGACGAGAGCGAGCGCUCUGUCCUUACAGACGCUCCCGUCCAAUCAGAAGCCUCCGUGGAGUCUUCAGUCGUGCCUGCCGGUAGACGAGCGAGCACGGGUAGAGCCGGCAGAGGAAGACGAAACUCGGCGAGCCGUCGCCGGAGCUGGAGCGACCCCAAGGCUAAGGACGAGCGUGAGGUCAGAGAGCAGAAAACUGAGGUCCAUCAGUCAGAAUCUCACGAAUCCAUCCAGGAGGAGGAUCCAGCAGGAGAACAGUCCAUCUCUGAGAAAUUAAAUCGGCGCACGGAGAGGAAAUCAGAACCGAAAACUCCGAGCGGGGGAAGGCAGAGAGGACGGAAGAGCGCUAGAACGAAAAAUAGCUCAGUGGCGGAGGAAGAGGAGGAACAGUUAGAAGAACGAAGAGGAUUAGAGAAGACGUGUCAGGAAACGGUGGAAUCUUCAGGAAGUGAGAAAGAAGAAGUGGAGAAGAACGAUGAGGACGGGAGACAGACUUCAGGACAUGAGGUAGAGGAGAAGAACAACGAGGACGGGAGACAGACUUCAGGACACGAAGUAGAGGAGAAGAAAGACGAGGACUCGAAUCCGUCUUUAGCCCCCUUAGAAAACCUCGAGCCCUGGCAGCAGCCCGACUUCUGCAUCGAGGACGUCCUGAAGCCCGUAGCGAAGAGUCGAGGCUCGGUGAGACGCAGCCUGAGACACCGCAGGAGCAUGGACGUCCUGGCCAAAGGUCUAGCCUGGGUGGAGCACACGUCCCCGCAGAUGAUCACCACAAACCAGAGGAGGAGAACACGCGGCAGACUGAGCGCCGUCUCUCAGCCUCCUCCGUUUCCUGAUUCCGAGGAAACGCCGACCAACCAGUAGCUGCAGCUCGUCUUUAUUUUUAUUUUUUAAUGAAUUUUAAUUAGAUUUUAGAUCCGAUCUGUUGUUUAAGUUAUUCUGAAUCCACACGUCUUCAUUCCGACAGUUUACUGCUCUUUUAAAUCAUUAGUGAUUCAGAUUUGGCUUCUUCAGGAGGUUGAUGAUGUGAUUGAUGAUGUUCAUUAGAGGAAUCUUACGUAGAUCACUUAUUUCUAUCAUUUUUUUUUUUUUUAUAAGUUCCUACAUAACACUUCCAUAUAAUAUGUACAACUACAUCAAACAGAUUAAACAAAAUUCUCAACAAAUAUGAAAAAA
This is a messenger RNA of Pangasianodon hypophthalmus (striped catfish), 3132 nucleotides long. RefSeq names its product cell division cycle associated 2 (gene cdca2). The record is from RefSeq and is a predicted model, not a curated record. The transcript has 13 exons. The coding region runs from base 217 to 2820 and encodes 867 amino acids. Gene Ontology annotation, biological process: regulation of chromosome segregation; regulation of mitotic nuclear division. Gene Ontology annotation, cellular component: nucleus; chromosome. Lineage: Eukaryota; Metazoa; Chordata; Actinopteri; Siluriformes; Pangasiidae.